UUAUUUAUAUCGAGUUUAGUAGUUAUAUUGGGGAGCGGGGAGGUAUACUAAACCUAAAAACUAUAAGUCAAGUCAAUAAUUAUUACAAUUUGUUUUUAUAAAUGCAGCAUCAACAGCAAGAGCAUCCGCUACACCAGCAACAACAGGUGCAGCAGCUACAACAAGAGCAACAGUUACAACAACAACAACAACAACAAGAACAGCAAGUAAAUCAAGAGCAAUUAAGUUACGAUGAGAUUAUACUAGAAGGUGAGCAUCCUGUCCUGUAUAAUCUAAUAAAAGAAUAGUUCUGUUGACGUGUGAUG
This is a messenger RNA of Anoplophora glabripennis (Asian longhorned beetle), 305 nucleotides long. RefSeq names its product small heat shock protein hspG3-like. The coding region runs from base 102 to 287 and encodes 61 amino acids. The transcript has 2 exons. The record is from RefSeq and is a predicted model, not a curated record. Lineage: Eukaryota; Metazoa; Arthropoda; Insecta; Coleoptera; Cerambycidae.